Myxocyprinus asiaticus (Chinese sucker) is the source of this 1557-nucleotide messenger RNA. RefSeq names its product ornithine decarboxylase antizyme 1b (gene oaz1b). The record is from RefSeq and is a predicted model, not a curated record. Gene Ontology annotation, molecular function: ornithine decarboxylase inhibitor activity. Gene Ontology annotation, cellular component: cytoplasm; nucleus. Gene Ontology annotation, biological process: positive regulation of protein catabolic process. Lineage: Eukaryota; Metazoa; Chordata; Actinopteri; Cypriniformes; Catostomidae.
UCCGCCUCUGCGCUUCUCACUCUCUGCCCGACAGCAGCCGAGAACACAGGCCGCCGUGAACUCUCCCGAGUCCGGAUGGUAAAAUCCAACCUCCAGCGGAUCCUCAACAGUCAUUGCUUUGCCCGUGAGAAAGAAGGAAAGAAACAGUGUCAAAACAGCAGCAUGGAGGCGCUCAGUAACAGUAUUAAUGACAUGAUGGGAAGUCUGUCUGUAUGUUGUAGUAGUACCACUGGUCCGGGGCCUCUGUGGUGCUCCGAUGCCCCUCACCCACCUCUGAAGAUCCCAGGUGGGCGAGGGAAUGGAGCACGGGAUCACACAUCCACAGCUCAGCAGCUGUACUCAGACAGGAAGUUGACUGUGACAGAAGAGCCUGGUGGGGCCGAUCGCCCCAGGAUACUGCACUUCCAGAGCCGCCCCACAGUUUCCCUGGUGAUCCAAUGGGAGGCUGUGCUCAGAGGGGAGGGGCUGUUCGUGGAGAUUCCUAGCGACCCCUUCCCAGAAGGCAGCAAGGAGAGCUUUAUCUCUCUGCUGGAGUUUGCUGAAGAACAUCUGAUGGUUGUCAGUGUGUUUGUCUGCUUUUAUAAAAACAGAGACGACCGUGUGAAACUGGUGCGUACGUUCAGCUUUCUGGGCUUUGAGAUGGUGAAACCGGGGCACGCUCUGGUCCCCGCUCGACCUGACGUCCUCUUUAUGGCCUACAACUUUGACAGGGAUUCCUCGGACGAAGAUUAGUCGCAUCCUCAUCCUCCCCCAGUCCUCGCUCGUUCACUUCACCCCCCCCCUCCUCUCUCAAUCUCUUCAUUGCCUACUUCCUGUCCCACAAACCCCCUAAACCGUUUUUCAUCUACAAUGAUUUGUGUGUAAAAUCUCAAUGAGUUUGGUUUGGGUUACAUUCAGCGAGGGAAUGUCUUAAGAGAUUUUACUUAAUGCUUGUUUGCUAUUUUUGUUUAUAAAAGUUUUCUUUUUCUGUAAUGUGCAACAACAACAAAAACAAGUCAUUCUGUUUAAACGUUUGGGUACGCAAGUUUUUUUUUUUUGGAUUGGAUAUUGAGUUCAAUGUUUUUGUUCUCUAUAGUAUGUUGAUGUUCAAUUUGAAGUUAUGAACCUCUGAUGUAAUGUAGGUUAUGUUUUUCUGUUGUUGGUUAUGGGGUUUGAUUUUUACCUCAAUGUCGUUGUCUUUCGACUGUCUGGAGCUGCAAAGCAACAGUUUUUGGAGUGAAUUGGGUUGAACAGGUAAACUUGAACCUGUAUGCAAUUUGAUAGUAUAUUUUUGAAUGUGAUUUGUAUUAUCUGAUCAAGAACAGUUUGUUUGACAACUCGACUGGUACAAUGCUCGAUGGGAAAACAAAAUCAACACAUCCAAAGCUCUAUUACCUCUCGUCGUCUUUAUUUUGUAUAUCAGAACCGUAUUUAGGCUUUUGUUUUGUGUUUGGCUGUGCUGUUGAAACUGUCAUUCCCUCUCUAUAUUUUAUAUUUCACAUUGUUUGGAAAUCUGUCCUUCACCUCUGUUCUGGUGCAUAUACUCCUGUGAUAAUAAAACCAUUAUUUAAAGACAAA